GAGGCGAUUGCUGUCAACAUGGCUACCCCGGCGUUGCUUACUGCUGUCGACUCGAUCAACCACAUCCACUUGAUUGUUGGAUCCAACCCUCUGGCCGGUGCACGUUGCAACCGAGCACUCGAAGUCGGUGCAGUGCCCAAGAUCAUCGCACCCGAAGACGCCCAAAUACACUAUGGACUGGCAAAGAAGAUUGAAGAGGGCAAGGUAGAAUGGAUUAAGAGAGAGUUUCAAGACUCAGACUUGACAAGUCUGGGUCGAGACGAGGUGGACAAUGUCGUGGAUGCCGUCUUUGUGACGACGGCGGGCAAAGGUUCUCUGAGUGAACUACGAAUUCCUGUCAACGUCGCCGACGCACCGAACCUUUGCACCUUUACCCUCCUGUCCACACACUCUUCGGGCCCUCUACAGAUUGGUGUCACGACGUCCGGCAAGGGCUGUAAAUUGGCCUCUCGUAUCCGACGUGAGAUUGCCGCUGCUCUCCCCUCCGACCUUGGUACUGCUGUAGAAAGACUCGGUACGAUACGCCGUCGCAUCUGGGAGGAGGACCACGCCACCGAAUUGUCCAUGGACUUGGAAGCUGAAGAGGAGGAUGCUGGUCAGAACGCACAGUUCAACAAGCUCAUUACACCCUCCGACCUCGAAGCCGCUAGAAACAGGCGUAUGCGCUGGCUCUCACAGAUCUGCGAAUACUGGCCCCUCCGCCGCCUGGCUGCCAUUACCGAUGCUGAUGUUGAUGCUGUGCUGGCUUCGUAUAGCCAGGAAGCUGCUAUUGAAGCCAGCACACCUCUGCUCAGUCCUGCCGCACAAGAAGAGUUGCUCUCNCUCGGCCUCGCAGCAGCAAAGAAGGGCCAGACAGUUCUCCGCCUGAAGCAGGGAGACCCUUACCUGUACGGCCGUGGUGCUGAGGAAUACGACUUUUUCCGCCGUGAAGGCUACGAAGUCAGUGUAUUGCCUGGCAUCACCUCUGCUCUCAGUGCUCCUCUGUUUGCCAAGAUCCCCGUCACUCACCGUGCCGUGAGUGACCAAGUCUUGAUCUGCACCGGCACUGGUCGCAAGGGAGCUGCUCCCGACCCACCUGUAUACCUGGCAAACCAGACUUGCGUCUUCCUCAUGUCUCUGCACAGACUCAGCGCUCUCAUCGAUAGCCUUGUUGCCGAGGGCAAGAACUACCCAAAGACCACACCUUGCGCAGUCAUCGAGCGAGCAAGCUGUACCGACCAGAGGGUCAUCCGCAGCACGCUCGAAUACGUCUGUGCCGCAGUCGAAGAAGAGGGCUCAAGACCGCCCGGCCUUCUCGUUGUUGGCCUGGCGUGUGAGGUUUUGGAGAAGAACCACCAGAAGUGGGUUGUCGAAGAGGGUUUCAAUGGCUUUGACAAUCUGGGCGAGAAUAGUCUCGAUGAGCUGAGUGCUGAGCUCCUCGCGCCUCUUACCAGCCAUCAACCUAUAACAAACACGCUUCACACUCCCACAUCGACAUCUCGACCUCCACACCUCAUCAACAUGGCCGACAACCUCCACGAACUCCCAGAGUGGCUGAGUCAACUCUUUGCCAAAGUCAACCUCGAAGACAUCACUCUUGCGAUGAGAAACAUCACACUGCGCGACUUCACUCACCUCGUAAACUUCGCCAGGGGCAAAGAGCUCAACGCCACCACCAUCACCCAGCUCUAUGAAGAAGCCAGCAAACUCUCUGGUGCAGGAACAGCCCUCCUCGCCGCUGCUCUGGUGAUCGCUGUCAUCAUCUUUUGCUUUCCCAUGGCCGCUGCCACUCCUUUUCUGACUUUGUUGGGUUUUACCAAUAUUGGUCCUGCUGCUGCUUCGCUGAUUGCCUAUUUUCAGUCUGCUUGGGGUGUUAAUGCUCUGUUCAGUCUCUUGCAGAGUGCCGCUAUGGGUGGUUAUGGCGCUCCCAUUGUUGCAGGUGUGGUUCAGGGAGCUUCUGCUGUCAGCGCCGGUCUCUCGGCCUUUAAGUUGUGGUCUAUGGGCAACUGGACCAUGCCUUGGAAACCGUGA
This is a messenger RNA of Aureobasidium vineae, 2010 nucleotides long. Lineage: Eukaryota; Fungi; Ascomycota; Dothideomycetes; Dothideales; Saccotheciaceae. The record is from the annotation of a GenBank genome assembly.